Messenger RNA from Lasiosphaeria miniovina, 319 nucleotides. RefSeq lists its product as uncharacterized. The transcript is spliced from 3 exons. NCBI's taxonomy places the organism in Eukaryota, Fungi, Ascomycota, Sordariomycetes, Sordariales, Lasiosphaeriaceae. The record is from RefSeq and is a predicted model, not a curated record. The annotation marks the transcript as partial.
CCCCGACAGAGAGUGAUUGCGUCAUCGUCUUCAUUUUGGAAGCUGCCUAGGUCGUUGUAAUCCAUGUGUUGCCGUCGAGGCUUCCAUUUUCUGAGUGGUCGGCCGCGCUUUGCCUGGCCGCGGAAUCAGCCAAUCAUAGUUCAGCGCACGGGCCCAAAAUUUGUCCCUCAUUCCUGGUGCUUGACGAUAAAUACUUUCAUGCCCUCGUUUCCUCUGGCUUCGCGUAUGCUAAUCAAUGGCAAAAAUGCCGCACUCAAGUUCAGACGCGCAACGUAAUGCAACGCACUCGACGCCGGCAUUGGAGGGACGGAUCAAACUC